This is a messenger RNA of Sinocyclocheilus grahami, 555 nucleotides long. Its product is annotated as cyclin-J-like. Lineage: Eukaryota; Metazoa; Chordata; Actinopteri; Cypriniformes; Cyprinidae. The record is from RefSeq and is a predicted model, not a curated record. The coding region runs from base 1 to 555 and encodes 184 amino acids. The transcript is spliced from 3 exons.
AUGUACCAUGGUAAUACCACGGAGCUGCGCUUGCCUGCGUACAAAGGCCAGUCUCCACAGCUGAGUCUUAGACGAUAUUUCGCAGACCUUAUUGCUAUAGUCAGCAACCGGUUCAAGCUGUGCCCUGCGGCCAGACACUUGGCUGUUUAUCUGCUGGACCUGUUCAUGGACCGCUAUGACAUCUCAGUACAGCAGCUACACAUGGUUGCGCUGUCCUGCUUGCUUUUAGCCAGUAAGUUUGAGGAGAGAGAAGACCGCGUUCCGAAGCUGGAGACCCUGAACAGUCUGGGCUGCAUGAGCUCUAUGAACCUGGUUCUGACCAAACAGGGUCUCCUGCACAUGGAGCUGCUGCUCCUCGAGACGUUUCAGUGGAACCUGUACCUCCCCACAGCUGCUCACUUCAUAGAGUACUACCUGCCGGUCGCCGUGAAUGAGACGGACCUACAUGACGGCUGGCCGAUGGUAUGCAUGGAGAAGACCAUGCUGUACAUGUCCAAAUAUGCUGACUACUUCUUAGAGGUCUCUUUACAAGGUGCAGAGUUUAAAAUCAAAUGA